Acanthochromis polyacanthus (spiny chromis) is the source of this 3395-nucleotide messenger RNA. RefSeq names its product olfactomedin-like 3b (gene olfml3b). Bases 253 to 1422 code for a protein of 389 amino acids. Gene Ontology annotation, biological process: signal transduction. The transcript has 3 exons. Lineage: Eukaryota; Metazoa; Chordata; Actinopteri; Pomacentridae. The record is from RefSeq and is a predicted model, not a curated record.
UUGAAACAUAAUACAAUGCUGUGACUUCUUGGUUUGUCAACCAGGUAAGUUUUUUAAGUAGAAAUAAGCAGCAGUGUCUUGUCUCCUUCAGAGCCUGUGUGCUUCCAUCUCCACCAGAUGUUUCAGGCUCCUCCCAGACAGCUUUGUAAAACAUUCCAGCCCACCUCUGGGAAUCUGCUGGCUCCACCGACACUCUCACUGAACUCCAGUCACGAUUUUACUGGAGUUAUAAGGGACUGAGCUGACACAAAAAUGAGGGGACUUGUUGUCUUGGUUACUUUGGCCUGCUUUGCCACAGCUCAGCACCAAGCACUGAUUGACUACUUGGAGCGGAGGCUGCUUGCUAUUGAGGACAGGAUCUCUCUGUGGCAUGAACAGACCACCCGCUACGCCUCAGAGCUGCGGGAGCUGAAGCAACAAAUGGUUUCCCAGCUGGAGACCUUGGACAAAGAAAAAGAAACACUGAGAAUGAAUCUGGACGGAGUGGGGACGAGGGUGGACCGGGUCGAGAGGGAGCUGGACUACCUGGAGACACACAACGGGGCUCAGCCAUGUGUGGAUGUGGACGACAAGCUGAUCGAGCAGCAGGUGACUCUGGUGAAGGAGAAGCAGAAGGCCCAGUAUCUAAAACUCUCAGAUUGCAGUGACAUGAUCUCCAGCAUCAAAGCCAUGAAGAUCCUGAAGCGAGUUGGAGGGCAAAAGGGAAUGUGGACCAAAGACACCAGCAGGGCAUCUGGGAAGGUCUACAUCUUUAACGGGACAGAUGAGGACACCAUCCACGUGUUUGCAACUAUACAGGACUUCACCCGCUCACAGGGUAUGUCUCUGUCCAACAACCUGAAGCUGCCAUCUGCCUGGAAAGGAACAGGACAUGUGGUGUACAAAAAUAAUGUCUAUUAUGUAAAUCAAGGUGAAGAGAUAAUGGUGGUUAAAUAUGACACAAGGAACAACUCUGUGACGGACAGUGCAGUGUUUCCAGUGCAGGAUCACGUCCCAGUGUACGGCCUCACCCCUGAGACAGUGAUGGACCUGGCUGUGGAUGAGGAAGGCCUUUGGGCAAUUUACGCCACACGACAAAACGAGAGGCACAUCUCUCUGGCUAAAAUGGACACCAACUCACUGGACAUUGAGCAGAUGUGGGACACAAACUGUCCACGAGAGAACGCAGAGGCGGCUUUUGUCAUCUGUGGCACUCUGUAUGUGGCGUACAACACCAAGCAGCCUGGUCGCUCACGAGUACAGUGUGUGUUCGAUGUCAAUGGCAUGGUGACCAACGAGGAAGCACCGCUGGUUUAUUUUCCAAAACGCUACGGAUCUCACUCCAGUUUGAAGUACAAUCCACAGGAGCAGCUGCUCUACGCCUGGGAUGACGGCUACCAGAUCCUGUACAAGCUUAUCAUGAAAAAGAAACUAGAAAUUUGAGCUAAACCAAACCAAGCCAGUAUUUUUAAAUGAUUUUAGCUCCUUAACUACAAAUACUUUCCUUGCUUCUGAUUAUUUGUAAUGCCUGCUGUCGAAUUUCCAUCCAAGAUGGUUCUUCAGGCUGAACAGACUGAUGGAGAGUCCCAGAUAUAUAUUACAUAUAUCACCCUCAAGCAUAUGCUAAUUGGCCCAUUAACAAUAAAUGACUCGCAUGCAUCGAGGUUUAAAUGGUUGUGAAACUGCCAGCAGAUCAGGGAUGACUUUAGAUGUUAAAGAUGGUGAAACUUUCUGGGGAGAGAUCUUAAGACUGACAGGUAGUGUUGUAGACGCCUGUUUCUGUUCAGGGAUGGAUGUUCCUGUUUAACGUAGAUUUCUUAAACUGACAGUUUCACAACCACUGAUACUUUGAGGCACGCCAGUCUUGGGCUGGUAGUUGGCCAUGGGAUUUCAGGUUGACAGUAUACAUCUGUGACUCCCCAUCAGUCAGUUAGAAAUAAUUAAUGAUAAUAAUUUUCAGGUUUCUUUCGUACUCUGUGACAGUAAAGUGAAUGGGUUUUAUCUUGUGUUUUAAGAAUCCCAAAUUGAAAUUUUUCACCAUUUUUGGGCAUAUAUGAGACCAAGCAUCUAAUUGAUAACACAAUGCCAAUACAAAUAUUUGCUGGUAGCAGCCCUAUUUGUAAUUAACAAGCAAAUCACGAAAAAAAUACUGGCAUGUUUUUUUUUCAGUCAACAACAAAUGUUCAGAAGUGCUGGAUUGUAAAUAGGUGUCACAUGAAGGUUAUUUCUAAUCAGACCAAGUUUUCUGUGUCUAGACUGGGAUAUAUUUACUGUACUUAUACUACCUGUGAUCUCAUGUGCUACUGUAUCUAAUCUAGGUUUCUACAGUUGGUCAAAGCACUUGUGCCCUAUUCUUUAUACGCACAAAUGUUAUACAAAUAUGCAACACUUAUACAUUUAAGUGAAUAUAAAGCAACUGGACCGCUCACAUUUGUCCAUUUUAUGCAUCAAAUAUCAUUUUGCUGUCAGUCUUUAUUUCUAUUAUCCUUUUUCCAUUGUGCAAAUCGACGACAUAUAAAACCAUUAUCAGAGUACAAACAACCCCAACGUUGUCACUGUAGGAUGCAUGUUUAGAGCUGCAAUAAAUGCAAUCAGGAUAUAAACUGCUAGCUGGCUGGCACUAUUAUGUUUCUCUCUUUAUGCAUAAUGUGUCGUUUCCCCACAAGUCAAGCACAUAUGCAUUUUGUGGCUUUUCACUCAUCAAAAUAAUCCCCCAAAUAAUUAACAGCAACACUCUAUGAAUUAUGCCUCUUAUAUUUUUAUUAUUUAUAUCAUAAUAUAACAUUACUAUUUCUCACGCUUUGUUUUAAUUGUUCUAAUUUCCCCACUAUCCUCUAUUUUUUGUUAAAUAAAUGGCCAACUACACCUGUUAAACACCAGCACUCUGUCUUUUUCUGUGCGCAGGAUGUAGAUAUAAGCACAUAAUAAAGCCAGUAUGUUGGAUUUCAAUAUUUUAGACUGUGACUCACCCAGUGGUAGCAGCGUUGUAGGCAGAAUUAUACACGAUUCUGUUUUUUCUGUACUAACUCUCUGUUGUUGCACUUCUUUGUAUUUCAGCCCUUUUCCUUGAUGGUGACCUGUCUGUAUUUACUGACUGGCGUCUUUGGCGUGACCAAUAAAAACUCAUUUAGUUGGAAGUGUUUGUUGAACUGAUAUGUGAAGUGUGAAGCAUAAAGUCGCUCAAUCCUGGUUAGUUCUAGCUGAGUGGGGUUUGGUUGUGUGUUGAAUAUCUGAAAGCAGUGCCCUUUAAGACACUAUUACAAGCUCCAAACAUUCAAGACCUUUUUCUAAACUCUAAUUUAAACCUUAUCGUAUCUUCUUCAGUAUCUCCUUUUGCCUUUAUCACCUGACUUAUAGUUGCACAAAUUUACAAAGCUGCAUUUGUUCGCAUGGAUUAAUAAAUUAUUUAACUGUUA